Molecule: messenger RNA, 407 nt
Organism: Paraglomus brasilianum
Lineage: Eukaryota; Fungi; Glomeromycota; Glomeromycetes; Paraglomerales; Paraglomeraceae
Source: the annotation of a GenBank genome assembly
AUGAAUCUCCGAGAUAUGGUUAUUCCUCACAAGAAUGCAGCAAAUAAAGGAGUAAUUCAUCAUGAACUAAUUGAGAAAGGAAUGAAAACUAAAGACUUUCACAAAUUCCUUAACAAUAUUAACCUUCCUAAUAACGAGAAAUAUUAUCUCUUGAUGGAUAAUCUCUCAGUUCACAAAGCAAAACAAUCAUGUAUCGACUUAAAACUUACUACUAUCGAAGAACUAAUAGAAAGUAAAAACAUCGAACCAAUUUAUUUACCUCCUUAUACACCCGAACUAAAUCCGACUGAACUGUGUUUUAAUUUUAUUCGUCAGCAAGUUGAAAAGAAUAAACCAAGAACUUAUGAAGAGUUGAAGUCUGUUAUUGAUAAAAUUAUAGAUAUACUCAAUCAAAAGGAUAUGACUCA